AUGUAUGCUAGCAACGACAUGAGGGCGGCGGCAUCGGACAGUUGGAGCAGUAGGGUGGAGGUGCGCAGGUCCACCUCAGGUCCACGACAGGUCCACCUCAUGUCCACGACAGGUCCACCUCAGGUCCACGACAGGUCCACCUCAGGUCCACGACAGGUCCACCUCAGGUCUACCUCAGGUCCACGACAGGUCCACCUCAGGUCCACGACAGGUCCACCUCAUGUCCACGACAGGUCCACCUCAGGUCCACCUCAGGUCCACCUCAUGUCCACGACAGGUCCACCUCAGGUCCACGACAGGUCCACCUCAGGUCUACCUCAGGUCCACGACAGGUCCACCUCAGGUCCACGACAGGUCCACCUCAGGUCCACGACAGGUCCACCUCAGGUCCACGACAGGUCCACCUCAGGUAGGCCUGCAGUGGUAGGAAAGCUUCAUGGGAAUCCCCCCUUCUCCACGCAGCAUUACUGCCCUCUCAGGCCAAUAGAAGGCAAGGGAUCAGUGGGGCUGCUGCUGCCCACCUGGAGCCUACGUCACGGCUGCUCUUCUCAGGUUCCCCCUGGUCUCGACCUGGCUGGGAAGACCUCUCUGGAGGCUGGUUCUAUAAGACUGGUGAUGGAUACUGCCACGAGGCCCUGUUUCAUAACCGUGUGUUUGUGGGUACUGGCAACCACCUGUCUUCCAAGUUCCGGCUCCCCGAGCCCCAGCCUGUGGGGUAAGAAGGCGGUGUUCUUGGGCCGUCCAUGUGUGUGGCAGCUGGGUAAGGAGUGUGUAAUGCCCCCCCUGGAAGAGCUCAGUGUGUGUGUGCACCUGCGCCGGAAGAUUGCGACGGCAGAGUGGACAGGCUUUGUGUACAAGGCGCCUGGCGAGAGACAGGUAGAGCUGGGGCUGGCAGGCCGAGGAGGGCUCCUGGUGGCAUGGCUGUUUGGACAGGAGUGGUCCGUACCUGAGGACCUGCCCCUGGAACGCUGGCACAACGUCUGCCUCACCUGGUCCAUCAACCCAGAGAGGCUCCGUCUCUACAUCAACGGGAGCAGUCGCCUGGACGCCCAUGUUAACGCCAGCCUGCCCCGGCGACUGGCCCACAAUGGCACCCUGACCCUGGGGGUGUCCCAUAACAUAGUGGAUGGGGUGAUGGAGUUUGAGGAUGGGAAGAACUUCCUGGGGGACAUCAGCCUGUUCAGGAUGUGGGGGCGGGAGCAGACGGCUGAGGAGCUGAGGGCCCAUAGCUGUGCCGAUGGGAACGUGGUGAGCUGGGACACCCGCGACUGGGACUACCAGACCUGCCUACUUGAAGAUGACUUUAGCCUCCAGUGUGCAUGGUCAAUGUUCAAAAUCAAAAUGAAGGUCAUCAUAGCACAACGGCACCCUCUUGACAAGCCUGUAAAUUCACCAGAGGAGAUCAUACGCAAAUGGCUGGAGACCAUAUUUCCUGGGAGCAUUUCUGUGCGUGACAUCUUGGUGUCAUCUCCAAGCCGGGUCUGCCAAGUGGGCAAUAAUCCUAUUGUGCGAGACACAGAGAAAACUCAGGAAUCAAGAAAAAUUGAGUUCAACUCAACUUCUGACAAGUGUGUCAGCUGUCUGGUCUAUGUGAGUGUUAGUCCUGAGACUGAUGUUGGAGUGGCCCAGGCUGAGAUCUUUGGAAAGCUGAGUCUAGCCUUCAACUCUAGCCAAGUCACCCUUAUCGCAGACCCCAGCAGCCUCAGUGUACGCCCCAUAGGGGCUUUCCCCAACGCGACAGCUUCUCCUCCCACUGUCACCAACACCACUGCUGGUUCACCAACCAGCACCACUGCUGGCUCACCAACCAGCACCACUGCUGGCUCACCAACCAGCACCACCGUUGCUUCACCAACCAGCACCACUGCUGGCUCACCAACCAGCACCAAUGUUGGCUCACCAACCAGCACCACUGCUGGCUCACCAACCAGCACCACUGCAUCAGACCCUGUAACCCCUACAGAGACACAGCAACCAUCCAUUGGAGUGCCUGCAGAUCCCACUGGCCUGUCUACAACCAGAGAAUCUUUAGACUUCAACUCCACAGGACCAGGCAUUGCAUCCACCUUCUACAGAGUUCAUAUGAAACUGAAUAUGACAACUACUGUAACUCGCAACGACCCAGGGGAGACCAUUCAGAAGUGGGUUCAGAGAAAGCUUGGGAAAGCCAAGAUGAACGUGUUAAAUUUCAAAAUGUUAAACUCGACUUAUAAAGUCAAUGAUCAUAAAAAGACUGGACUGGAGAUGACUGCUGAGCUGAGACAUGACAAAGGGUUUAGAUGUACCUUCCAGGUUGAGGAUACUGACGCACGGAACGUCACAACCACUCAAACACUCAUCACUGACCUUCUGUCUGUGAACCAUGUUGAUGAAGAGAUCCAGGUAGACCGCAGAGACGUCCACAUCUCACAUAUAGAUCCAGGGAGCUGUCCUGAGGACACCCAUGAGAGUUUCCGGGGAGUGUAUAUAUGGCCAAUCACAGAGGCCCAGAUGACAGAAACUAUGAUCUGUGAGAAGAACCAUGGAUCAAGGGCUUCCAGGAAAUGUGAGUUGGAUGGAGUGACUGAGAAAGCCAAAUGGGCUAAGCCAAACCUGAAGGCAUGCAAGCUGGUGAUCACCAUCUCUGAUCUGGAUAAAGUCACUGUCACAGCAAACAACUCAGCAGAUGUGGUGGACAUGAUUAAGGACCUCCUGGGUGACGAGGGGGACCUGAGUGACUCCCAGCUGGCCACCGUGGUCCAGAAGCUGGAUGAGGUUCUGGGGGUCAGCACGGUGACCCCUCAGCUCGGCGGGGAUAUCGUCAACAUCAUCGCUGACAUCCUGGGGUCCAAUUCUGACCUGUCAGCGGUCGCCAACGACAUUCUGGGUAUCACAGACAGCGUUGGGGACCAGAUGGAUUUCCCUGAGGAGUUACUAAAUGUGACGGUCCCUUCCCUGGCUCUCUCCAUGAUCAACGUAGAUCCAGUCCAGUUCCAGGGCCUCACGUUUGGUGUGUCCUCGUUUUCGACUGGCCUGGUUCCAGAGAUCUUUGUCAACCAGAUAUUCCUGAGUCAGCCUUGCGACGGCACAGUCGCAUCCAUCUCCCUUCCACAGGCCCUUCACAACUUCUUCCCCCAGGGAAACAAAAAAAAGAGAGUUCAGUUCCACUUCUAUGGCAUACAGGAGCUUUUCAAGGACCCAGCAACCAAUUGGACGCUGAAUAGUUACGUGGUGUCUGCCAGUGUCAACAACAGCAAUGUCAGCAACCUCAGGGAUCCCGUGGUGGUGACACUUAGUCACCUCAAGCCUAAAGAGAGCCUGACUAGCUGCACCCUUUGCUUCCCCAACAGAAAAAUCAACAAGGUGGAGUGUGUCUAUUGGGACUUCCAGAAGAACAAUGGGAGCGGUGGAUGGGACAGCAACGGCUGUGAGACACUUCCAAGUAUCUCCGCUUAUCAGACCACCUGCCACUGCUACCACCUGACCCAUUUUGGCGUACUCUUGGAUGUGUCCAGGACUCCUAUCAGUGAGGCUGACCAGGAGAUCCUGACUAUCAUCUCCUAUCUGGGCUGUGGUGUGUCCUCCAUCUUUCUGGGCAUCAGCCUGCUCACCUACGUGGUCUUUGAGAAGCUGCGUAGCGACUACCCUUCUAAAAUCCUCAUCAACCUCUCUGUGGCUCUGCUGUGCCUCAACCUAGUCUUCCUGCUGGACUCCUGGCUGUCCUCCUUCGGUAGCUACGGUCUCUGCAUCACCACGGCAGCCACGCUGCACUACUUCCUGUUAGCCUCAUUCACCUGGAUGGGCCUGGAGGCCGUCCACAUGUACUUUGCUCUGGUCAAGGUCUUCAACGUCUACGUCCCUUUCUACAUCCAGAAGUUCUGCGCCAUCGGCUGGGGCAUUCCUCUGUUGAUAGUCAGCCUGGUCCUGGCCAUAGAGAAGGAUGCCUAUGGCAGUGUUCUAUCUGAGGCCUCCCUUGACUCUCUACAGGGCUCUGAGCCAUUCUGUUGGAUCCAGAGUAAUGUUUUCUUCUACGUCACGGUCGUGGCGUUCGUACUGCUGGUCCUGGUUUUUAACGUGGUCGUGUUCAUUGUGGUGCUGGUCCAAAUCCGCCACAUGCAGACCAAUAAGCCUGCAGCAACAGGAAACAAGCGCUGUGCCAUGCAUGAUUUGAGAGCGGUGGCCAGUCUCACCUUCCUAUUGGGUCUCACCUGGCCAAUAGCCUUCUUUACCUGGGGACCAGCCAGGGUACCUAUGCUCUACCUCUUCUCUGUCCUCAACAGUCUGCAAGGGUUCUUUAUCUUUGUCUUCCACUGCCUGAUGAAAGAGAAUGUGAGGAAGCAAUGGAGGAUCCACCUGUGCUGUGGCCGAUUCAGGCUCAGUGACUACUCCGAUUGGAGCCGCUCCAUGACGAUGGGCAGCAAGACCAAGCAGAACCAGCUGGUGCACCGCUCUCCGUCUGUCAAGUCUGUCAACACCUCCUCUAGGAAGAUCUCUGAUGACUCCACUACAGCUAGCUGUAGCUCUGGCACCCCCUACCAACAGGGGGCCUAGUCUACUGUAGCUCCACCAUGGGGCCUAGUCUAGCUCCACCAGGGAGCCUAGCUCCACCAGGGGGCCUAGCUUACCAGGGGACCUAGCCUAGCUCCACCAGGGGGCCUAGCCUAGCUCCACUAGGGAGCCUAGCUCCACCAGGGGGCCUAGCCUGGCUCCAUUAGGGGGCCUAGCCUGGCUCACAGCACAGGAACAUUGAACUUUAUACAAAAUGUGCUAUUAUAUCCCUCACCUGAAACAAUGGGAAAAGCUUGAGCUCAGGACACCAUAGCAGACACCUGAGUUCAGUCCAUUCUGAAUUACACUUAUCAAAUGGCUACCCAGACUUGCAUCCCCCACUCUCUUUUUCGCUGCUACUACUCUCUGUUUAUUAUCUAUGCAUAGUCACUUUAAUAACUCUACCUACAUGUAUAUAUUACCUCAAUUA
Coregonus clupeaformis (lake whitefish) is the source of this 4957-nucleotide messenger RNA. Its product is annotated as adhesion G-protein coupled receptor G4. Bases 1 to 4530 code for a protein of 1509 amino acids. NCBI's taxonomy places the organism in Eukaryota, Metazoa, Chordata, Actinopteri, Salmoniformes, Salmonidae. Gene Ontology annotation, molecular function: G protein-coupled receptor activity. Gene Ontology annotation, biological process: adenylate cyclase-activating G protein-coupled receptor signaling pathway; cell surface receptor signaling pathway. Gene Ontology annotation, cellular component: membrane. The transcript is spliced from 30 exons. The record is from RefSeq and is a predicted model, not a curated record.